Molecule: messenger RNA, 1575 nt
Organism: Penicillium lagena
Lineage: Eukaryota; Fungi; Ascomycota; Eurotiomycetes; Eurotiales; Aspergillaceae
Product: major facilitator superfamily domain-containing protein
Exons: 4
Coding region: 1-1575 (524 amino acids)
Biological process (GO): transmembrane transport
Cellular component (GO): membrane
Molecular function (GO): transmembrane transporter activity
Source: RefSeq, a predicted model, not a curated record
AUGGAUUCCAAGCAAGAUGAUGUGGGAGAAGACGCGGGCAUUGAGGACGUGCGAGACGUUGAAUCAAAAGGAAACGACUCCAAGGGAUUGACGACUGCAAUGAUCCAUCAAGAGCACAAAGAAUUAUAUCUUGAAGCACUUCAAAAAUAUCCUGUCAACGACGCUAUUGAUCGAGAUGUGGAGAGACGCCUCAUACGUAAACUCGAUAUGCGAAUUCUCCCCCUUCUGGGAAUUUGCUACUUUUUCUACUAUGUUGACAAGACUACCCUUUCAUAUGCGGCAAUUUUCGGAAUCGAGGACUCUCUGCAUCUCGAAGGCACACAGUACUCGUGGUUAUCGAGUAUCUUCUACUUUGGGUGGUUAGCAUGGGCAAUUCCGUCUAAUCUAAUUAUGCAGCAGCUGCCCCCAGCCUGGUAUCUCAGCGCCAACAUUUUCAUGUGGGGGGCACUACUCAUGUGUCAGGCAGCAUCAAAGACCUUCAGCGCUCUCGCUGCUCUUCGGGUAAUCUCUGGGGCUUUUGAAGCUAUUGCAGAUCCCGCGUUCAUGCUUAUUAUAUCAACAUACUAUACUCGAGAGGAACAGCCGUGGCGCAUUUCAGCUUAUUAUCUCUGGAAUGGCAUUGGCGUGGCUGGGGGUGGACUCAUUGGCUACGGAAUCGGUCACGUAAAGGGCGCACUUGAGUCUUGGCGCUAUGAAUUUCUCAUAGUUGGUGCGUUCUGCUCAUUUUGGGGGAUCAUACUGGCCCUCGUGCUUCCCAACUCGCCUGCCACUUUUCGAGGCUUUACUCGCGAUGAGAGGCUGAUGGUUAUUGCACGCCUGCGACAUAACCAGACCGGCGCUGAGCAAAGAAAAAUUAAGUGGGAUCAAAUCAAAGAAGCUUAUCUCGAUUACAAAACGUGGAUAUUCUUCCUGCUUGGGUUUGUUAGCAACAUUCCGAACGGUGGAAUAUCAAACUUCUCAACCUUGGUUAUCGAAGGACUUGGAUUUAAUACUCUCUACACAGCGCUAUUGGGGAUACCGCAGGGUGUGAUUGUGGUGAUUUGGAUCCUAUUAGGAGCCGUUGUCAAUCAAUAUCUACCGACAAAUAGUCGGACCUGGGUCUGUGCUUUAUUCAUGCUUCCAACCAUCGCCGGUGGUCUUGGGUUUCUUCUUGCACCUGCUGACGCCUACGUCGGACGACUGAUCUGUUUCUACCUUACCGGCUCAUACCAAGCCUCUUUUGUGGUUUCCCUUUCCAUUAUCACUUCUAACGUUGGAGGGCAAUCAAAGAAAAUGAUCGUCUCUGGGAUGAUAUGGUUUGGUGUGUGCGUUGGCAACAUCGCCAGCCCAUUCUUUUACAAGAGUAACCAGGCACCGACCUAUCGCUUGGGUAUCGGUUCUCUUCUGGUAUCCAAUUGUCUUGAGCUGCUUUUGUUCUUUGUGAUUCGCUACAUGUUCAUCUGGGAAAAUCGUCAGAAGCAGAAACAACGUGAGAUCUUGCUUGAGCAAGAGGGCGAAGACGGGCCGACGCUGAAUGCAACGGCUUUCGCUGAUCUGACUGAUAAGCAGAAUCCAAACUUCGUGUAUGUAUACUGA